Psylliodes chrysocephalus is the source of this 1022-nucleotide messenger RNA. The record is from the annotation of a GenBank genome assembly. NCBI's taxonomy places the organism in Eukaryota, Metazoa, Arthropoda, Insecta, Coleoptera, Chrysomelidae.
ACACAUGACAUACGUCAUUUGUGUAUGACAUUUUUAAUUUCUGUUUAUCAUCGCGUUGCGGUUCUUCAAAAAAGAUUUCUUAUUUUUGUGAUUGAAAUAAUCAACCAUGAGUUUGGAAGAAAUUUGUGGAAUUCCACAAUAUAACUCUCUAGAUUAUGAAAGAUUAAUGCACGAUGAUGGCUUGUCCAGAUAUUGCAGGAACUUUGAUAAUGGCAUGGACUUAGCAGUGCCCCCUUUUCUAAAUCAAAGCAAUAAUUUUGCCAAAUUUACAAAGGACGACAGUGGACGUGAAAUCAAAAUUAAUUUUGACCAUGGUACAACUACUCUGGGGUUCAUGUACAAAGGGGGUGUAGUACUCGCUGUAGACUCUAGGGCAACAGGAGGUCAAUUCAUUGGGUCGCAAACUAUGAAGAAAAUUGUAGAAAUUAAUGAUUUUCUGUUGGGUACUUUGGCUGGAGGAGCAGCAGAUUGUGUAUACUGGGAUCGAGUUUUAGCUAAGCAAUGUAGAAUGUAUGAACUCAGAAAUAGGGAAAGAAUUUCUGUUGCAGCUGCUUCUAAGUUGAUGGCCAACAUGGUUUACAAUUACAAGGGAAUGGGGUUAUCUAUGGGAAUGAUGUUGGCUGGUUGGGACAAGAGGGGUCCUCAACUUUACUAUGUCGAUUCUGAAGGGCUUAGAACACCUGGAAAAGUGUUCAGUGUAGGUUCAGGUUCCAUCUAUGCUUUUGGUGUGCUCGAUUCAGGUUACAAAUGGGAUUUGACAGACGAAGAAGCAUAUGAUUUAGGUCGCAGGUCUAUCUAUCAUGCUACCCAUAGAGAUGCUUAUUCAGGAGGUAUUGUAAGAGUAUACCACAUGAAGGAGACUGGCUGGGAACUUAUUGAUAAUAAUGAUUGUAACGAUUUGCACUAUAAGUACCAAGAGGAGAAGUCUAAAGAGGGUGGUGCUUAAUUUUAUUUCUUAGGUUAAGGUUUUUGAAUAAAUGUAUUUCUAUUAAUUCAUAAUAAAUAAUUUCUCAAUUGGAUAA